AUGUCCGCUCCCGACCCCGCGCAGCCUGCGCCGGUGACGGCUGCGCCGACCGCCGCUUCAGAGUCGGCCACCACCACCACCACCAACUCCGCCGCCCAGGCACCUCAGCUCGCCGUCACGGCUCCAGUCGAGUCCCCACCCGACACCUUGUCGUCCGACCACGAGAAGGGCUCCCCCACCUCCGCUGCCACUGCCAACCAUGACCUCCCCGCCGUGGACGAAAAGGCCGCCAUGCACAGCAGCCGUCCUGCUUCGCCCGGAUCGCUCCUCCUCAAGCCUGGCACCAGCGGCGCCCCGGCGUCCGCCUCCAAGACGUCGCUUGCCAGCAGCGAGCUUGACACCAAGCUCCCUCCUCAACGGAAAGCCACUCCGCCUCCUGUGAAAAGGAAGAAGGGCCUCUUUGGCAGGAAGAAGAAGGACGAGGGCGGCGACAAGGAGGACCUUGCCGAAUUGAUCAAGCCAGUCUCGCUUGCCCACAUGUUCCGUUUUGCGACCAAGCUCGAGAUUUUCAUGGACGUGGUGGGCGCCAUUCUUGCCGCCGCGUCCGGCGCGGCCCAGCCCCUCAUGACCCUCAUCUUCGGUCGUCUCACCGACGCCUUUACCCAAUUCGGAAUCAUCUCCACCACUGUUGCCUCCGGCGGCAACACUCCGGAGAACGUUGCCACGCUCGAGGCGGCCAGGGCCGACCUCAAGCACCAGGCCGGCCUCGACGCCAUCUGGCUUAUGAUCAUUGGCCUCGGCAUCUUUUUUUGCACAUACGCCUACAUGUGGAUGUGGAACUACACCUGCGAGACGCAGAGCAAACGCAUUCGUGAAAAGUACCUGCACGCCGUGCUUCGCCAGGACAUUGCCUACUUUGAUGACCUCGGCGCCGGUGAGGUCGCCACCCGUAUUCAGUCCGACUGCCACCUUGUCCAGCAAGGUCUUGGCGAGAAGGUACCGCUAUGUUGCCAGUUCCUCGCCACCUUCAUCACCGGUUUCGCCCUGGCAUAUGCCCGUUCGCCACGCCUUGCUGGCGCUCUCACCUCCAUUCUCCCCGUCAUUUUCAUCGCCGGUUCGAUCAUGGGCUGGGCCAUGACCAAGUUUACCACCGUGUCGCUCCAGUACGUGUCCAAGGCCGGCAACUUGGCCGAGGAGGUCAUCUCCUCUAUUCGCACGGUCCACGCGUUUGGCACUGCACCGGUCCUGGGCGAGAAGUUUGACAAGGACAUUCGCAAGUCCCAGAGCAACGGCAUGAAGGGAGCCAUGGUCGAGGGUUCCGGCCUUUCGGUCAUGUUCUUUGCUAUUUACGCGGCGUACGCUCUUGCCUUUGUCUACGGCGGUAUCCUUGUCACCCAGGGCCGCGCCACGGCCGGCAUUGUCAUGAACGUGUUCAUGUCCAUCCUCAUCGGUUCGUUCUCUCUCGCCAUGCUCGCGCCCGAGAUCCAGACUAUCACCAAGGCCCGUGCCGCUGCCGCCAAGCUUUGGGAGACGAUUGACCGCGUCCCCCCCAUUGACUCGGACGACCCCAACGGUCUCAAGCUCGACAACGUCGAGGGCCGCCUCACCUUUGAGAACGUCGUGUUCCACUACCCUUCGCGCCCCAACGUCCCUAUUCUCAAGGGUCUGAACGUCGACUUCCCAGCCGGCCACACUUGUGCCCUUGUUGGCGCAUCUGGCUCGGGCAAGUCGACCGUCAUCCAGCUUAUCGAGCGCUUCUACGACCCUAUCAAUGGUGUUGUCAAGCUGGACGGCCACGACAUUCGCUCGCUCAACCUCAAGUGGCUCCGUCAGCAAAUCGGUCUCGUCUCGCAGGAGCCUACCCUCUUCGCCACCACCGUUCGUGGCAACGUCGAGCACGGUCUUAUCGGCUCUCAGUGGGAGAAGGCCUCGGACGAGGUUCGUUUCGACCUUGUCAAGAAGGCCUGCGUCAGCGCCAACGCCGAUGGUUUCAUCUCCAAGCUUCCCGAGGGGUACGACACUGUGGUUGGUGAGCGCGGCAUGCUCCUGUCCGGUGGCCAGAAGCAGCGUGUCGCCAUCGCCCGUGCCAUUGUUUCGGACCCUCGCAUUCUUCUUCUCGACGAAGCUACCUCGGCUCUUGAUGGUCUUUCCGAGCGCGUUGUCCAGGACGCCCUCGACAAGGCUUCCGUUGGCCGUACCACUAUCGUUGUCGCGCACCGUCUGGCUACUAUCAAGGACGCGUCCAACAUUAUUGUCAUGGGCGGCGGCGAGAUUCUUGAACAGGGCACCCACAACUCCCUCCUCGAGAACGAGGAGGGAGCCUACGCUACUCUUGUUGCCAACCAGAAGCUCUCGCAGACCGCCGCUGAGCACGCCUCCGCGGACGUCGAGGCCGACUCUGAUGAUGACGAGGUCGUUCCCGGUUCGCCCCUUGACGAAAAGUUCCCUGGUCUCAAGCGUUCUGUCACCGGACGCUCCGUCGCCUCGGCCCUUCUCGAGCAGCAGCGUACCCGCCGCGAGGCCGAGGAGGAGGCCAAGGAGAAGAUUGGCUUCUUCACCAUCUUUAAGCGUCUGCUCACUCUCAACAAGGAGCACUGGCGCUGGUACGUUGCCGGCACCGUUGCUGCAAUCUGCAGCGGUAUGGUCUACCCCGCUCUCGCCAUUAUUUUCGGCAAGGCCAUCACCGACUUCCAGAUCCAGGACCCAGAGGAGCUCAAGACGGCCCUCAAUGAAAAGGCCCUCUACUACUUUAUCGUCGCCAUCCUUGCUGCCAUCUGUAUCUGGUGGCAGAACUGCUCCUUCUCCAGGACUGGAUGGCAGCUCACCGGCAAGCUGCGCUCGAUGGCUUUCCACUCGGUGAUGAGGCACGACAUUGAGUGGUUUGACGAGGAGGAGCACGCCACUGGCGCCGUCACGUCCAACCUCGCCGACCACCCGCAAAAGGUCCAAGGUCUCUUUGGUGUCACUCUCGGCUCGAUCAUCCAGUCGUGCGCCACCCUCCUCGGCGGCUGCAUCAUCGGUCUCGCCUACGGCCCGCUCCUCGCCCUCAUCGGUAUCGCCUGUAUUCCACUCGUCGUGUCGUCCGGUUACAUUCGUCUCCGUGUCGUCGUCCUCAAGGACCAAAAGGUCAAGAAGUGGUACUCGGCCAGUACCCAGAUGGCCUCGGAGGCUGCAGGCUCCGUUCGCACCAUCCAGGCUCUCACUCGCGAGGCCGACGUUGACAACAACUACUCCCGGGCUCUCGACAUCCCCUUCAACAUCUCCAACAAGGUCGCUGUUCGUUCUCAAGCUCUUUAUGCCGCGUCACAAGGCAUAAGUUUCCUCGUUAUUGCGCUCGUGUUCUACGUGGGCGCUAUCUGGAUUGCCGAUGGCAAGUACGACACGGCCACCUUCUUCACCUGCUUGACCGCGACCCUCUUUGCAGCCAUCCAAGCCGGCAAUGUCUUCAACUUUGUUCCUGACGCGUCGUCGUGCAACUCUGCCGCUCGCUCGCUCCUGUCGCUCUUUGACAACGUCCCCGAAGUCGACGCCGAUUCGGACGAGGGCGAGGUUGUGGACCCUGCCAAGUCUGUCGGCAAUCUCCGUCUCGAACACAUUCACUUCCGCUACCCCUCGCGUCCUGCUGUCCGCGUUCUUAAGAACUUGACCCUCGACAUCCCCGCGGGCAAGUACGUUGCCCUUGUGGGUCCCUCGGGCUGCGGCAAGUCGACCACUAUCCAGCUCCUCGAGCGCUUCUACGACCCCCAGUCCGGUACUGUCACCAUUGACGGUGUCGACAUUCGUGAGAUGAACGUCCAGAGCCUGCGCUCCCAGAUGGCGCUCGUCUCCCAGGAGCCCACCCUCUAUGCCGGUACUGUUCGUUUUAACAUCCUUCUGGGUGCUGCCAAGCCCAUGGACGAGGUCACCGAGGAGGAGGUUGUCCAGGCUUGCAAGGAGGCCAACAUUUACGAGUUCAUCAUGUCGUUGCCCGACGGCUUUGACACCGAGGUCGGCGGCAAGGGCUCGCAGCUCUCUGGUGGCCAGAAGCAGCGCAUUGCCAUUGCCCGUGCCCUCGUUCGCAACCCCAAGAUUCUCCUUCUCGACGAGGCGACCGCCGCUCUUGACUCGACAUCGGAGAAGGUCGUCCAGGCCGCUCUUGACAACGCUUCCAAGGGUCGCACCGUCAUUGCUAUCGCUCAUCGCUUGUCCACAAUCCAGCGUGCCGAUAUCAUCUACUACAUAAGCGAAGGUGCUGUCGCCGAAAUGGGUACCCACGCCGAGCUCAUCGCCAGGAAGGGAGCAUACUUUGAGCUCGUCCAGAUGCAGAACCUCAGCAAGAUGUAA
Apiotrichum porosum is the source of this 4263-nucleotide messenger RNA. RefSeq names its product GTPase-activating protein (gene MDR1). The record is from RefSeq and is a predicted model, not a curated record. Gene Ontology annotation, molecular function: ABC-type transporter activity; ATP hydrolysis activity; ATP binding. The coding region runs from base 1 to 4263 and encodes 1420 amino acids. The transcript is spliced from 5 exons. Gene Ontology annotation, biological process: transmembrane transport. NCBI's taxonomy places the organism in Eukaryota, Fungi, Basidiomycota, Tremellomycetes, Trichosporonales, Trichosporonaceae. Gene Ontology annotation, cellular component: membrane.